Messenger RNA from Penicillium brevicompactum, 597 nucleotides. RefSeq lists its product as uncharacterized. The record is from RefSeq and is a predicted model, not a curated record. Lineage: Eukaryota; Fungi; Ascomycota; Eurotiomycetes; Eurotiales; Aspergillaceae. The transcript is spliced from 2 exons. Bases 1 to 597 code for a protein of 198 amino acids.
AUGGCACCCAUACGAACCCGCGAUGGCGCUGCUUCCAAGAGCAACCCCGAGGCCAAAAAGCGCAAGGGAUUCAGUGUUGGUCCCGCAAACCUUCCAGAUGGCACAUACCGCCGCAAGACCCAAAAGCUCAAAGAAGAUCUGAUCCACAAAGCGAAAGUGAAGAAGGCCUAUGCCAAGGUCAAAGCCCAAGAAGAAGCCAACGCCCCCAAAAAGUCCGUUUACGACACCGUCGAUGAACCCGAAACAUCCAACGAAGACACCACCGAAAAUGCCACAGCCUUGGAACUGCACCCCGACCGUAUAGCCAUGCUGAAUGAGCCCGAACCUGCACCUGCGCCUGCUAAGUCAGAACGGCGCCCACGAGGCGACGGCAAACGAGAGCGUCGACAGAAGCCCUCUGCAUUCACAAAGGAAAUGGAGUUCGCUGAGAAGAAGCGCAAGGCAGAAGAAGCCCGGCAGAGGGACCGGGAAGCCAAGGUGAAGGAACGUGAGGCUCUGAUCCGCGCGAAGCGCCCAGAUCAGUUUGGCAAGAGAAGGUUGGGCAGAGAGAGUAACGCGCUGCUCAGUCGUGUUCAGCGAAUGGUCGGCCAGAACUAA